This is a messenger RNA of Limanda limanda (common dab), 2284 nucleotides long. RefSeq names its product HNF1 homeobox Ba (gene hnf1ba). Gene Ontology annotation, biological process: pancreas development; regulation of transcription by RNA polymerase II; positive regulation of DNA-templated transcription. Bases 295 to 2001 code for a protein of 568 amino acids. Gene Ontology annotation, molecular function: RNA polymerase II cis-regulatory region sequence-specific DNA binding; DNA-binding transcription factor activity, RNA polymerase II-specific. Lineage: Eukaryota; Metazoa; Chordata; Actinopteri; Pleuronectiformes; Pleuronectidae. Gene Ontology annotation, cellular component: nucleus. The record is from RefSeq and is a predicted model, not a curated record. The transcript is spliced from 10 exons.
GCUCAGGUCCUAUUCUGUGGAUUUACAUAAGGCAGCCAUCAGCCGGCCCACUCAUUACCAUGUUUUAUAUUCCCCAGCUCUCAGAAAGCAUCAUGGCAAAGUAGCUCCAUCCUCCCCUUCAACAGGGAAGUGAAGCAGGUGUCAGCAGCGGUGCAACUCCCCACAGCACCGGACCACUCAGGAAGGAACUUUUUUAAAAACUUUUUACUUUGAUUAAUCCCCCCCUUGUUCCUCCAUCCCUCGUUUCCCCCUGCUCAGGCGCGCACAGCAGCAGGCCUAUAUGUUGACUUUUUAAUGUUCUCUAAAAUGGUAUCGAAGCUGACAUCCCUGCAGCAGGAGCUCCUCAGCGCCCUGCUGGACUCAGGACUCACCAAGGACGUGCUGAUCCAGGCCCUGGACGACCUGGACCCCAGCCCGCCGGGCUUCGGAGUUAAAAUGGAGAGCCUGUCCAUGUCCCCCGGUCCCGGCAAGAUGAGCGGGUCGGACUCCGACUCCAAGCCCGUCUUCCACACGCUCACCAACGGCCACAGCAAGGGCAAGCUGUCCGGGGACGAGGGCUCCGAGGACGGGGACGACUUCGACACGCCACCGAUCCUGAAGGAGCUGCAGUCGCUCAACACGGAGGAGGCCGCAGAGCAGCGGGCGGAGGUGGACCGCAUGUUGUCAGAGGACCCAUGGCGUGCUGCCCGCAUGAUCAAAGGUUACAUGCAGCAGCACAACAUCCCCCAACGGGAGGUGGUGGACAUCACAGGGCUGAACCAGUCUCACCUCUCCCAGCACCUCAACAAAGGCACGCCCAUGAAAACACAGAAGCGAGCGGCCCUCUACACCUGGUAUGUCCGGAAACAGCGGGAAAUACUGCGACAGUUCAACCAGGCAGUGCAAGGUCCUGGCAGCAAUAUGACAGAAAAAGACAAUCAGGAUCCGGUGUUUUUCUUCCCAGAGUUCAACCCUGGUCAGACCAUGGGUCAGGCCGGAGAGGAGGUCGGCAGCGAACCCUCCUGCAAGAAAAUGAGACGUAACCGUUUCAAAUGGGGGCCCGCGUCCCAGCAAAUCCUGUACCAGGCCUACGAGCGACAGAAGAACCCCAGCAAGGAGGAGAGGGAGGCUUUGGUAGAAGAGUGCAACAGAGCGGAGUGUCUUCAGCGAGGGGUCUCCCCGUCCAAAGCGCAGGGACUCGGGUCGAAUCUGGUCACGGAGGUGCGAGUGUACAACUGGUUUGCCAACCGGCGUAAGGAGGAAGCCUUCAGGCAGAAGCUGGCGAUGGACUCCAUCUCCGUACCGAGCCACGGCCACAACCCUCUGCUGUCGCUCAGCUCGCCACAUCACGCCCAGAACAGCGCUUCACCUCCCAUGCGCUACAGCCAAGGCCCCGGUGAGGUCACCUCCUCCACGACCAUCAGUCACCACAGCAGCAACGGCAUGACCUCCAGCCAGUCGGUGCUCCAGCAGGUGUCUCCGGGAGGAAUGGACCACAGCCACAGUCUGCUGUCACCUGACGCCAAGAUGAUUUCGGUCUCAGGCGGAGGACUUCCUCCAGUCAGCACACUCACAAACAUCCACAGUUCCCAUCACAGCCAUCAGCAGACACAGAACCUCAUCAUGCCUCUCUCUGGAGUCAUGGCCAUCGCUCAGAGUUUAAACUCGUCGCAGUCUCAGUCGGUGCCGGUGAUCAACAGCGUGGCGGGCAGCCUGGCAGCGCUGCAGCCGGUCCAGUCCUUCCAGCAGCUCCACAGCCCCCACCAGCAGAGCCUGAUGCAGCACUCACCCAGCCACAUGGGCCAGCAGCCGUUCAUGGCCGUCACCCACUCACACAUGUACUCUCACAAGCAGGAGCCGCCACAAUAUUCCCACCCGUCACGUUUCCCCUCGGCCAUGGUGGUCACGGACGCCAACAGCCUCAGCACCCUCAGCUCCAUGUCCUCCGGAAAGACGGACGCUUCUGUAAACAAGAUGGUGCAGCUCGGGGGUCUCUCCUGGUGUCCUCUUCAAGCUUGGUGAGAGCAUCCUCGACUUCCACGGUGCCCGGCAACCGGAGCGCAUUUUUCCACCCUCUCACCGCGGUAACCAUGACGACUCUUAAUAACCGGCAACGGCGCGCUUCGUGAUGAGUCAGUCGACAAACAAGAGGAGUGACGGCGACGGCGGGCCAGGCGGCGAAAAUGAGAAAUGGGGACAGAGAAGAAAAACAAACAACAACCCCCCCCAAAAAAAAACACAAACCCCAACCCCUCACACUGACCAACCUCACUGGACCUGAGAGUAAAGAGACAGGACCCCCCCC